Molecule: messenger RNA, 1458 nt
Organism: Entrophospora sp. SA101
Lineage: Eukaryota; Fungi; Glomeromycota; Glomeromycetes; Entrophosporales; Entrophosporaceae
Source: the annotation of a GenBank genome assembly
AUGCCGUCGCUUAAAGUUAAUGUUAAAUGGAAUGAAAAGGAGUAUGGGUUAGAAAUUGACACAAAUGAGACAGUUGAAUUGUUUAAAAUUCAGAUUUACACAUUGCUAGGAGUACUUCCAGAAAGACAAAAAAUUUUGUUUAAAGGAGAGCUGUUAAAGGAUGAUACUGAUUUUAAUACUUUGGAUAUCGAAGAGAUGGUGGGAACUAUUAGUGAAUUUCCAGAAGAGCCAUAUCAAAAAAUACCAUUUGUUGAAGAUAUGCCAACAGAGAGUAUUAUAAUCCCAAGGUCUAAUCUUACUAUUGGUGAUCAAGACAAUCAAAGAAACAUGAUCAUGUCUUUAUGUGAACUUUACAACCAAUUGAAUUUGACAAGUGAAGGAUAUCCACCACGAAAAUUUUUACAAUCAUUACAAAAAGCCUUUCCUCAAUUUGCAGAACGUAAUUAUUUUGGAUUGAUGCAACAAGAUGCUGAAGAAUGCUGGUCUCAGAUUAUGUCUUCAUUAAGUGAUAUAAAUCUUCCUAUAUUUCAAAAUGUUGCUAAUAUAUCUGCAGAAGAAGGAUCAUCAACUUCUUCUAGCACACAAGCUUCAUUUGUUGAAAAAUAUAUGACUGGUGAAUAUACUUGUAUUUUAAAAUGUAAAGAUAAAGAAGCAUUAAAUGAAGAACCUGUUAUUUUACAUGAGCCAUUUAGAAAGUUAAAUUCAACUGAUAUCCUAAAUCAUGGUAUUGUUCAGGCAUUAGAUGAGAGACUUCAAAAAACAUCACCUACACUAAAUCGACAAGCUGAAUAUUCUAAAAAGUCAUAUAUUAGUCGUCUACCUUCAUAUCUCACAGUUCACUUUGUAAGGUUUUUUUGGAAAAGUCAACAACAAAGGAGAAUAAAAAUCACGCGUAAGAUUUUAUUUCCUUUUGAGUAUGAUGUUACAGAAUUUUGUACAGAUGAAUUAAAGAAAAAGAUAUUGCCAGUCAAGAAUCAACUAAUUGAAUUGAGAAAAGAAAGGGAAGAAGCUAAGCUUGCCAAAAAUUCUGAUCAAAUAGAAAUAGACAACAUCAAAAAAAAUGACAAUUCAAGAAUUGAAGAAAUUAAAAAAUUAAUUGAUCCAGAUUUGGCAAAAGAUGUUGGAUCCAAUUUCACAGGAUUGUAUGACCUUUGUGCAGUUUUGACUCAUAUUGGAGAAGAUGCUGACUCUGGGCAUUAUGUUGCUUGGGUGUGCAAAGAUGAUGAUUCUGAUGAAUGGCUCAAAUUUGAUGAUGAUAGGGUUUCAACUGUCAAAAAAGAAGAUAUUCAAAAAUUGUGCGGUAAUGCAUAUGGUGAUGGAGAUGUAUAUGCUUGUGGUGAAGAUGAAUAUGUUUGUUGUGGUGGAGAUGAAUAUGUUUGUUGUGGCGGCGGGGAUGAAUAUGUUUGUCGCAGUGGCGGAGAUGAAUAUGUUUGUCGCAGUUUUGAAAUUGUUUUUUGA